AUGCCGCUACAAAAUGGCACAGCAAGUAAAGAGGGUUGUUUCUUAGCAAACGGUAGCAACGGCACCAAAAGGUCUACCGGAAUCCCAUCCACCACGGCGAGCAAUGGUAGCCCGGCAACAGUAACUCAAAAAGUCAAAAUUGACCACGACCGUGAGCCUCACCCGAAUGGCGAGUUGAUGAAGCCAGCCUCGGGCAGCGCCGCGGCGCCGCAACAUCUAGAGCAAAUCUGGGGAUGGAAUAGCACGGCACCAAAGUCCGUGGAGCGAUGCGUCCAUGAUUUGAUAAGUGAGAGAGUUCGGGCUCAACCUGAUGCUCCUGCUGUUUGUGCCUGGGACGGAGAGCUUACAUACAGUGAGCUCGAUGGCCUUGCCACCAAACUAGCGUCAAGACUUCGCCGCUUAGGGGUCAGACCAGAUAUCUUGGUACCGCUAUGUUUUGAAAAGUCUAUGUGGACUACAGUGGCAAUCCUCGGGGUAAUUAAAGCUGGAGGCGCUUUUGUUCUGCUGGAUCCCUCGCUCCCGGAACAGCGCCUGCAAGUCAUUGUUCAGCAACUCCAGGCCAAGGUCAUCAUAUCUUCCCCUUCCAAUGGUGAAGUGAGUUCGCGAUUUACACAGAGAGCAAUCGUCAUCAAUUGGGACUUCUUCACCUCGACCGAAUUCGAAAACGUUGAUGAUGGUGUCCCGCAAACCUACCCUGCCAACCCGGCAUCACUUCUCUAUGCGGUUUUCACAUCUGGAAGCACUGGCAUGCCAAAGGGGGUCUUGAUUACCAACAAAAAUGCCGCUUCAGCUCUAUACCAUCAAGCAGAAUGUAUGGGGAUGAAUCAGAAUGCGAGGAUAUUUGACUUUGCAUCGUACAGCUUCGAUGUCUCCGUCAGCAAUGUGCUCUCUGCCCUGGCGACUGGUGGCUGCCUAUGUGUUCCAGGCGAUGAAGAUCGCAAGGAUAACUUGGAGAAAAGCAUAGCCUCCUUAGAAGCCAAUAUACUUGAUAUUACGCCGUCCAUGGCGCAAGUCCUAUCGCCCGACAGGCUACCUUCGGUCAACACUGUAAUUUUCGGAGGAGAGGCCUUGCAUCCUACGGAUAUCAAGCGAUGGUGGGGAAGAGUCAACAUCAUUCACAUCUACGGGCCAUGCGAAUGCACACCGACAAGUACCAUCAACUACAGCAUGGCCGGCCCGGACGAGGCGGUACAUAUGGGAAAGGGCGUGGGACUAGUGACCUGGAUCGUUGAUCCAGAAGACCACGAGACGCUGCUUGUUCCAGGAUGUACGGGCGAACUAUUACUAGAAGGUCCACUCGUCGGCCGAGGUUAUCUGAAUGACGAUGCAAAGACUGCGGCUUCGUUUAUAGAGGAUCCGGAGUGGCUACUUCGCGGAACCCCAACCAAGCCGGGGCGGCGCGGUAGGCUGUACAAGACCGGCGACUUGGUACAAUACACGAGCAACGGGUGCCUGAAAUUCGUUGGCCGGAAGCAAGCUGCUCAAGUGAAGAUCCGAGGCCAGCGGCUUGAGCUCGGGGAGAUUGAGCACACCCUCCGCAAUCAUGGCCGUGUGGAUGAGGCGGUUGCCGCAUUACAACACGAAGAGGGCCAAGAGUCCCGGAUCGUCAGCUUCGUGACUGUGCGUGAUGUUGGUGGCAUCGACUCGCUGACUGACAACGGAGAUGGAUGGAAGGCGCACUGCGACGGGGAAUAUAUCCCCAUGAUGGACUAUCGGGGUCGGACCGAGCAGUCUCUCAACAAUGGAAAGUCGCCAAAGAGGAGUAAGCAAGAGAUUCAGAACGAGCUCUUUGGGAUGCUGAAGGCUCAGCUCCCCCUAUACAUGGUACCGCAAGUGAUUGAGGUUCUGGACAGAAUGCCUCUCAACCGAAACGGCAAAAUCGAUCGCCUAGCACUUGUCAAAGGUCUCCAGUCCAAGACCUCGGUACGAGGCCCUGUUUGGCAGCCCGUGUCGGAAGCACAGCGACAGAUGCUCCAGGUUUGGGCACAAGUCUUGAAUAUUGACCCUUCCACCAUCGGGACCGAUGCUAGUUUCUUCCAUCUCGGAGGCAGCUCCAUAUCCGCCAUGAAAGUCGUGGCUGUGGCUCGAGAGAUUGGCAUGAAACUGAGUGUAGCUGAUAUAUUUCGUUAUCCGGUGCUGCAUGAGCUCGUCGACCAGAGCCUCCAUGAAUCCCCGGAUGAGAAACCAGACCAAGCAAUAGGUCCAUUUACCCUCUUAGACAACGAGGCUUCUCCAAGUACUCUUCUUCAAGAGAUAUGCAUCCAAUACGACCUAGGCCAGAUCGAUAGGACAACAGAAAAUACGUUCAUACAAGACGCAUAUCCAUGCACUCCGCUGCAAGAAGGUCUGAUGUCCUUGACGUCAAUGAGUCCAGGCUCUUAUAUAGGGCAGAACGUGCUUGAAAUAUCACCUGAUGCUUCAAUCGAGAAGCUGCGUUCGGCAUGGGAGCAAGUUGUGCGCCGUUUACCAAUUCUACGCACUAGAUUGGUGCAUCACGACCGCGUCGGUCUUGUGCAGAUCGUCAUGAACGAGCCUGUAAACUGGAUUGAAGCAAAUUCGUUGGAGGAAUAUAUCAAAUCUGAUAUCGAGCGACCCAUGGACCUGGGCCGGCCACUGACUCGCUUCGCCCUGAUAGACGCCAUGGGAACCCCCAAGUGGUUUGUGUUGACUAUACACCACGCCCUCUAUGAUGGAUGGUCUAUGCCACUAAUCCUAGACGCUGUGAAGAAGGCAUACCGGGGCGAAGAGUUUCGACAAGGUCCGCCAUUCCAAGCCUUCGUACAAUACGUCAAGAAUCAGGACAGCAAGAUGAUGAGGGCGUACUGGCUUGAUGCUCUCGACGACUGCCAAUGUGCACCCUUCCCGAGUCUCCCACCGCACAUUGAGAAGCCAUCGACAGACAAAUCUGCUCAAUACUCAUUCCCAAAGCCCCAAAGCAACCGCCUGGGUAUUACUCCUCCGAUCAUGAUACGUGCAGCAUGGGCCUUGCUUGUUGGCAAGAUGACCAGUACGGAAGAUGUCGUCUUUGGGGUGACGCUAUUCGGCAGAAAUGCAUCACUUCCCGGCAUCGAAAUGAUAGCCGGCCCAACCUUUGCGACAGUUCCAGUGCGUAUAAAAUGGAACAGCAACGACACGGCAGUCGAAUAUCUCAAGACAGCACAGCAGCAGGCAACGGGAAUGAUUCCAUAUGAGCAAUUCGGCCUACACAACCUGGCUGAACUCAGUUCUGGGACACGUCAAGCAUGCAGGUUCCAAACGCUGGUCGUAAUACAACCGGAAGAAGCGAGUGAUAGCUCAGACGAGCUGGGCACGUGGAAGGGCGACUUCGGCCAAGGCGACAGAAUCGACUCGUACGGCCUUGUGCUUAUCAUGCAACUUGGUAGAGAAACAGUGAGUGUUUCAGCUUCCUUCGACUCGAGGAUGAUAGAACCAUGGAGGGUCGAUAAGCUAUUAAGCCGGUUAUCAUAUGUGGUCUCCCAGCUGAACCAGGCCAACCCGGAGCUUCUCCUCUCCGAUGUCGAAACCACAACUCCCGAAGAUCUUGAGCAAAUGUGGAACUGGAACCAUAAAGUACCAUUGGCAGCAGAGAAAUGCGUUCAUGAAUUAUUCGAGCAGACGGCUCAAGCUCAGCCUAAAGCUUCUGCCGUAUGUGCCUGGGAUGGAGAGUGGACAUACAGCGAGCUUGACGAAGCUUCCUCACGGAUAGCCCAUUAUCUAGUUAUUCUCGGCGUCGGGUUAGAGCAGAUUGUGCCUUUGUGCUUUGAAAAGUCUCGCUGGACACCAGUCGCCAUGCUGGCGGUCAUGAAAGCCGGCGGAGCAUCGGUGGCUUUGGACUCAACCCAACCGGAAGAGCGCCUUCGCACAAUCGUACAGCAAACUGAGCCACCACUGAUGCUGUCUUCUUGGGCAAACAGGGAGCUGGCGAGCCGUGUAAUCCGCCAGCACGUUGUGGUAGUUGAUGACAGUCUGCUGGCAAGGUUGAAGUCGGUAUCGGGAACCUGUCAACUGCCAGUUGUGACACCAUCGAACAAGCUCUAUAUUGCCUUCACAUCGGGAAGUACCGGAGUUCCCAAAGGUGCUGUCAUUACUCAUCGAAAUUUCAGCUCCGCGAUCCAGCAUGUGCGCAACUCAAGCUCCGGUAGUGUCGAACCCACGGCAAGAGUAUACGAUUUUGCUUCGUACGCUUUUGACAUCAGCUGGUUCAACAACCUGCAGUCUCUGACAAACGGCGCGUGCCUGUGCAUUCCUUCCGAGGCGGAUCGAAGAAAUGAUCUCGCGGGAUCCAUUCACCGGCUACAGGCCACCUUUGCCAUAUUAACGCCGUCGACCGCGAAUAUUCUCCCGCUUGAGACUAUCGGCUCCCUCCGGACGCUCAUGCUGGCUGGCGAGGCGCUGCCGUCCGAGUACGCAAAGCGAUGGGUUGGGCUGACUCGGUUAACAAACGGGUACGGUCCUUGCGAAUGCACUCCGAUCACCACAAUAGCAGCCAUCGAGGGGGAGAGUGUAGUGGCAUCUAGCAUAGGCAGGGGUGUUGGCGUCAAUGCUUGGGUAGUACAGGCCUCAGACCACAAUAGAUUAGUUCCUAUCGGGGAUGCCGGAGAGUUGAUGCUGGAAGGGCCUCUCGUCGGCUGUGGCUAUCUUGGUGAUGCCAAACAGACAGCAGCAGCCUUUAUCCAGGAUCCAGCAUGGCUUCGCCACGGGGCGCCAGGCUAUCCUGGUCGUCAAGGCCGCCUAUACAAGACGGGAGACUUGGUGCGGUAUGAUUCAGAUGGCAGCCUGGUCUUUGUCGGACGCAAGGAUGCCAACCAAGUCAAGAUUCGCGGGCAAAGAGUCGAGCUAGGCGACGUCGAACACCACGUCCGUGUUAGCAUUCCCGCUGCGAGACAGGUAGUAGCUGAAGUCAUACUACCUGCGGAUACGAAAGGCCAAGGGCGGCCAACACUGGCUGCAUUUCUUGUCGUUGAUGAUCAAGCGGCCGUAUCACCAGACGUCCAAGUCAUGAGCGUAUCGGCUGAAGUUGACCAUGAACUUACGAGGCGGUUGCCCGGCUACAUGGUUCCGACAGUUUACUUCUCUCUGAAAGAACUCCCUACCAACAGCUCCGGCAAGAUAGACCGGCGUCGUCUGCGCGAACUCGGAGCCGGCGUCACUCUUCAGCAACUUGCCCAGCUUAGAAGCGCGUCUGUCAGCACCAAGCGUGCCCCUGCCAACGAGACGGAACACACGCUUCAGAAAGUAUGGGCUCGUGUCCUGGGCAUCGAUGCAGACAAGAUUGGUUGCGACGAUAGUUUCUUCCGGCUUGGCGGCGACUCUAUUACUGCCAUGCAGGCAUCGGCGGCUUGCCGAGGGCUCGGUCUGGAUGUAUCUACGGCGGACAUUAUGCGCAGCAAGACCAUUUCCUCAAUCGCGGCGGCUGCCUCUUUAUCAAAACAUCAUGUCCCGAGGGUGGGCAAGGUUGACCUGAAGAAUGAUGAUGGCCAGCCUUUCGAGCUGAGCCCGAUUCAGCGGCUUUACGUGGCGACGCAGUCGCAUCCGAACCAGUGUUUUGACCAAAACUUCUUCCUGAAAUUGCGUCAGCCGAUAUCCUUUGCCGCCUUGUCAAAGGCUACCGAGACGAUUGUCAUGAGACAUCCCAUGCUCCGGGCCAGGUUCAUCCUAACCAGCAACGGCGUUUGGAAGCAACGUAUACUUGAGGAUGCGUCGCAGUCAUUUCACAUUUCUGAGUUAGAUGGCACAGAAUCGGUGACUUCACCAAUGGCUAGCCAUAUUCGUCAAUGUCGGGAGAGGCUUAACAUUGAGACUGGCCCUAUUCUGGCAGCAGUUCUGUUUAGCGACCUGGAGUGUCAAAGCGUGUUCAUCACAGUGCAUCACCUUGUUAUUGAUCUAGUUUCAUGGAGGAUUCUACUCGAAGAGCUCGAAGGUCUCCUUAGUGGGCGCCAACUAUGCGCAAGUCCGACGACAAGCUUCCAGAGGUGGUGCUCUCUUCAAGCACAAUAUUCCCUUGAGAACCUUCAAGAAGAAAUAAAGCCGGAAGCCAAGCCGCCGCUUUUAUCGUACUGGGGGUUGAAAUUUGAUGGCAAUUUGCAAGGAGCGAUUGUAUCCAAGGAGUUUGUAAUAGAUGAAGAAGCUACCAGUGCGAUUUUAGGCGCCUGCAACGAGGCGUUUGGCACGCGCCCGGUCGAACUGAUGAUAGCGGCUCUUAUUUACUCCUUCUCAACCGUUUUUACUGAUCGAGCCUUGCCAUCGGUAUUUAGUGAAGGGCAUGGCCGCGAACCCUGGGACAACCGCAUUGACCUUUCUCGAGUCCUUGGCUGGUUCACGACGAUUUCUCCUGCGUUCGUGCCCGAAAGAGAACUCCUCGAUUUGGUAGACACUAUACGCCUGACCAAGGAUUCUGUCAGAAGAUUGUCAAAGAAUGGCUGGUCCUACUUUACAUCUAAAUUUGCCCAUGAGACUACUACCGCAAGGCAUGCCACCGACUUCCCUGUCGAGGUAUUGCUCAACUUUGCUGGCUCCUACCAGCAGCUAGAAAGAAACGACAGCUUCUUCGAAAGUACCACGAUGGUGGAAAACUGCCAUCCCGAAUCGUGGUCAAAGUUGCGUCGUUUUGCGCUGUUUGAGUUCAACGCGCAUGUGGACAAGGGCCGGCUGGCUGUGUCCCUCGAAUACCCCAAGACCACACGACACGGUGAUUUAAUCGAACAUUGGCUGGUAAGCUACAAAGCUGCCUUGACGAAUUUGGAUGCGCUAUUGAGCAACAGGUCGCCAGAAUGGACUCUAUCCGACUUUCCCUUGGCGUUUACGUCUUACACCGACAUGGACGAGUUCCGGUCUGUCACAUUGAGCCAGUUGGGGCUCCAGAACGCACAGGAUAUUGAAGAUAUUUUCCCAUGUACCGGCUUGCAAGAGGGUCUGCUCUUUGCCCAGUUCAAAUCCCUAGACAACUAUCGAGUGGUGCUCGAUUUUGAAAUAACAGCCACUGAGACGCCUGGCGACCAUGUCGACCUACUCAGAAUCGAACGGGCCUGGCAAGCCGUGGUGCGGCGACACGCGUUACUGCGCUGUAUCUUGGUUGAUAUGGUGCCCGGGAGCAGCAGGACAAUGCACGUUGUCCUCAAAGACCCAAAACCCAGCAUUUCGUUUGAUCAGUCUGCAUCCGACACGUCGAUAGACCGUGGACUCAGCGGCGGCCACACUCGCGUCAAGUAUGAAAAGUACGCACUGCAGUACCACUUAUCAGUGUCUAGCAUUGAUGAGAAGCACGUCCGUAUUUUGUUCGAGUUGAAUCAUGUGAUUUUGGACGGACACUCGACCGGCGUGAUGCUUCAUGACUUCUGGCAAGCCUACAGUGGCACUCUCUCAGCGGAUGCAGAUGCACCCUCGUACGGCGACUUCAUCAGAUACGUUGAAAAGGAACCGCGUGGUGCCCAUCGUGAUUUUUGGGUCAAGUAUUUGGAAGGGGUGAAACCCUGUUUCUUCCCGCCCUCGAAAUCGGCAACAGGGGAGUCCAAGGACAUUACCGUCUCAGUUCCGGGCCUCGAGGCAUCUAAAAUACAUGAAUUUUGUGCUAAAUGGGAAGUCACGACGGCUUCUGUGAUUCAGACAGCAUGGGCCCUGGUGCUGUAUCACUUCACAGGCUGCGCAAACCCUUGCUUUGGCAACCUCGCCUCCUGUCGAGAUGUGCCUAUCGACAGACUCGGGGAUAUGUUUGGACCCGUCAUCGCCAUGAUCCCCUAUCGUGUUCGGUUGGACGGGGGUCAUUCGGUCGUGGAGACAUUGCGGGAAGCGCAGAAAGACUACGUAGAUAGUUUGCCACAUCAGAUGUUUUCACUAAUGGAAAUCCACGAGGCUCUUGAAGUCGGCUCGUCUGGGCUGUUUAAUUCUAUUCUUAGUUUUCAACGAGUUGCCGAGCAGCCAGAUGCAUCCGCGGACGGACAUACCAUCCGAGAGAGAUUUGCUCAUGAUCCAGUAGAGUAUCCCAUUUCCCUGAGUGUUGGUGACAGUGAUACAGAUCUGUCGAUUGACAUGACUUUUAAAGGGGGGUUUAUUCCAAGCACUGAAGCUGAUCGGGUAGCCAAGGCAAUGGGAGCCGCCGUGUCAUCGCUUAUAAGUGAACCUCACAAGAAAAUCAGCAACGACAGCCUCUUAACCCGGGAUGACUUGGAGCUUAUAUGGAGUUGGAAUUCCGAGGUACCAGCAGCAGAGGGUCCUUUAGCCCAAAAACAGUCCAUAUUGCCACCAGAAGCCGUGGCAGUCUGUGCCGAAAAGGUCGUCACGAUCGCCAAGGGGGCCGGCCUAGUGACGUGGGUGGUUGACCCCAAAAACCAUGACUCCCUGCUCCCGCCCGGCUGCGUUGGAGAACUCCUUCUUGAAGGGCCUCUUCUUGGUUGCAGUUAUCUCGGUAUCAAGGUGAAACCUGACGCAGCCUUCGUCAAGGACCCGAAAUGGUUGCUCAUGGGCGUUCCAGGCAAGCAGAAGGGACGGCAUGGCAGACUCUACAAGACAGGCGACCUAGUUCGCUAUAAUAUGGAUGGAAGUCUGAUAUUUAUGGGUCGCAAUGAAGACACUCAAGCAACGAUCCACGGGCGAACCAUUGAGCUGGAGGAGGUCGAAUACUGGGCCCAAAACCACAUGUCAGAUGUUGGGCAAGUUGUGGCCGAGGUUAUCAAACCUCAAGGGGAAGACCUGCCUUCAAACUAUUUGCUUGCCAUGUUUGUUCAGCUGAAGGAUGAUAUAAUCAAUGGCAAUAAGCCAGGAUCUCCUAUCAAGUUACUUCCCAUCCCGGCUGAUGUAGAAGGCAGAUUGGCUGAGCAAUUACUUGCUUACAUGAUGCCAUCUGUGUUGUUCUCCGUCUCAGAGCUACCAAAGACAAUGACAGGAAACAUUGAUAGGAAGCGAUUACGGGAGAUGGCGGCUCAAUUCAGCAUUGAGCAGUUGGAGACUGUGCGAUCUUCCGGACAAAGGACAAGCCGACAACCGACUUCUGAAGCAGAACGGGUUAUGCAAAAUAUCUGGGCCAAGGUUCUCAAUGUUAGCAUCGAUUUGAUUGGCUUGGACGAUAACUUCUUUCAUCUGGGUGGCGACUCGAUCUCGUCUAUGAGACUUGUCAGUGAGGCCCGAAAGCUUCACAUCAACAUUACGGUAGCAGAUGUUUUCCACCGCAAAACUUUGGCCGAGUUGGUCGACGGGCAGCAUGUAAACGGGGUGGAAUCUGGCCUCAAGCUUGAUGAGGUUGUGCUCAUUGAUUCUCCUACCAAAGAAACCCUUUCAAGGGAAAUUGUCUCGCUUUGCCCAGACAUCCGCCGCGAAGACAUUGCUGAUAUACUACCCGCCACCAGCGUCCAAGAAAGAUGUUUUGUCGAGGGUAUUUAUCCCGUUAUGUGCAUCAACCAGGACAACACCGUUGGUGACACUUUAUGUGGACGCUUUGCAAACUACGUCUAUAUAGAUCUGCCCGAGAACACUGACGUCGCUCUGUUGGAGAGAGCCUGUACACGAACCCUCGGCGAAUUUCCCAUUCUACGAGCAUGUUUUUUGCGGCUGCAGGGGAAAUUCUGGCAGGUCGUGCUCCAAAACAUCCAGCAUCCCUUCCGUGUACAUGAUGUCAGCGAGAAUCUUGACGUAGCCCUCGACAACUUUUGUGUCAGUGAUGCUCACAAGGUCUCUGCAACUCAACCGCCAGUUUCUCUGGUACUCCUCAGACACAAGACGCAAGGUGAGAGGCUGAUAAUUCGCAUUUCUCACGCCCAGUACGACGGUGUUUGCCUGCCCACCAUUAUCGGGUCUUUCAUGAAUGGGCCUGGAACAGCUCCUCCUCCCCCGAGCUUCUCUUCGUUCCUGUCGCACGCCUCUCUCACACGGUGCAAGUCUAUUGAAUACUGGAAAAGGCUUCUGCAGGGGUCGCAGCAUCCCGGUGCCCUGCGCAAACAUCUCCUCGCCCAGACAGAUAUUCAUAAGCCGCAGCCAGAGGCAAUUUAUAUUCGCGCAGAGACAAGUCUUCCUCGCCUUCCGGGCAACAUGACUCCGGCGACUCUAGCCAGCGCCGCUUGGGCACUUCUUCUAUCACGGCUGACUGGGAAAGGCGAUGUCGUCUACGGGCAUUUGGUAACAGGACGAAACUCAGAAAUGGGCGGCAUCGACAAGACAGUAGGGUGCUGCCUCAACUAUAUUCCCGUACGGGUCACAUUCCCGUCGACUCAGACCCUAACUGAACUACUGUUCGCCAUUCAGGAACAGUUUCUUGCGGUGGGGGAAGCUGAUUCCCUUGGCUACAAGGAGAUCAUUGAGAACUGCACAGACUGGCCGCCAGGUUCAACGUUUGAGUCCACCAUUCAACACCAGAAUAUUGAUGAGAAUCCGCAGAUUCAAUCUGCCGCCGGCGUAUCGCAGGUGCAGUUUUUUCAAAACCCUCAUCUUGUGCCCAUGUCAAUACACAUGGUAUCGGAAACUCGAGGCGAUAAGCUAUGCUUGGAGCUGAAUAGCAAUACACACAUAAUGAGCUUAGAGGCGGCUGAGGCCAUGGUCAAUGGGCUCAUCUCCAUUGUUGACGAGUUUAAAACUGCCAUGUGA
Metarhizium robertsii ARSEF 23 is the source of this 10569-nucleotide messenger RNA. RefSeq names its product Amino acid adenylation. The record is from RefSeq and is a predicted model, not a curated record. Gene Ontology annotation, cellular component: cytoplasm. Gene Ontology annotation, biological process: secondary metabolite biosynthetic process; amino acid activation for nonribosomal peptide biosynthetic process. The coding region runs from base 1 to 10569 and encodes 3522 amino acids. The transcript has 2 exons. Lineage: Eukaryota; Fungi; Ascomycota; Sordariomycetes; Hypocreales; Clavicipitaceae. Gene Ontology annotation, molecular function: phosphopantetheine binding; catalytic activity.